AAUGUGUGUGUGUGUGUGUGUGUGUGUGUGUGUGUGUGUGUGUGUGUGUGUGUGUGUGACCCUUGAUGUGACCGGAUGCCACAUGGAAGCGCUGUGUUCCCAUAACUGCCGGGGACUUCAAAGUGCAUCUAACCGUUGCCAGGACACGAUGUUCCCGCCGUUGCUGUCGCUGCUGGUGGUGUUCCUUCCGAUGACGGCCCUGUUGCCUGUAGCUACUCUUUGUCCCACGCCGGGCCAAAAAUGUACCGAUGCUGACAUUAUGGUGGCAGGAGGAGACGUCAGUGUCAGCGUCUUGUCUAGAGAAAUGCCCACAAACGAUUUGAGGAGGUAUUUGUACGUCCGUCCUGAAGCCACUUUUCAAGGAGUCACGCUCAAAGCUCAAGGAAACCAUAGAGAGUACGAGGUGUGGUUUCCUUUACUGAGCCAGUGCUUCUCCGACAAUUCGCGCUGGUGGGAGAUGAAAGUGGCAGUGUGGGAAGAUUGGGACUCCUUUAUGUUCGACGUUAUUUUUGAAGUGGGUGUUGACGGGUGUCCGAUGGCAUGUAAGAUGAAUAUACUCGAGAACGUAUUUUAUAAACUCGAGGUGGUGGCUCACGGCCCGUCCAGCUGGAAAACUAGACCUCCAGAUGCGUCCUGCACCACAGUGAUGCUAGGAAGGAAGACGGAAAUCACGGAAGUCACUUGUCGGGAACCUCCAUCACUGAGGCUUCCACAACUGUGCCCUAAAUUCACCCAGUCAGUGCCUUCAGUGCCUCCCACACGCCCCACUACUACCAAACGUCCCACGCGCCCCACUACUACCAAACGUUCGACGCGCCCCACUAAACCUACUACUACCAAGAGCCCCACGCCUCCUGCACGCCCCACGCGCUUCACGGAACCCACUACUUCGAAGCGCCCCACUACCCCCAAGCACCCCACGCCUCCCAGUAGAUCUCGUGAAACAUCAUCUGCUAACGAGCCGCUGCUGCUUGUGUCGGUGGUGGUCGCUGUGAUUGUGGUGGUGGUGGUGGUGGUGGUGGCGGUGGUGGUGGGAGUGGUGAUAAAAGUCCGGACUUCACUUGCACAAAGAACACCAGCCAGUGAGCCAGUGGCAACAAGGCCUACCUUGGCACCGCGUGCUGGAGCGUCCCCGCCAGUCCCGCCCAAACGGCAUCAGGAAGCCCCGCGUGGCUGGCCCGCUGCGACGCCCCGCUCCCCGCACUCCCCUGCUCGGCGCUGGCAGGACUCAGAGCAUGUGUACGAAGAAAUCUACUGUAACGCUGCCUGAAGACAUUCCGCUGAGCCGCCUGAGAAGUGCACAGGGGACAGGUCUGCAUGCCGCCCUCGGGAAUACCCCUCCUCCUAUGAAUGCCACCACCUCCUGUCUCUACCUCCUCCUCCUCCUCCUCCUCCUCCUCCUCCUCCUCCUCCUUCUUUUCUUCCUCCUCUUCCUUCCACCACUAAUUCUAGAAAGAUUUGUCUCCGCCGUCUUGGUGAGAAGAGGCUGCCCCUUGUAUUGAUGGCGCCUGUCAUUACCUUGUUUCUGUGUUGCCUUGGUCCCUGGAGACUGAUAGCGGGUAACUGGUCGGAGGCUGGGCUGUGUGUGGUACUUUAUGAUUGUUGCGAGUUGUGGAGGGUCACACAAACACUUCAGCAAGUUCUUGAGUAUGUUAAGAUAUAUCACAUGAAUUGGUACAGGAAAUUAAUUUGCUUUAUAUGAUUUUUAUUGUAUAUAUUUCUAUUUGGAUAUUGUCUAAGUUAUAUUGAACCUGUUGUAUUGGUCUUAUAACAUACAGUUGUAUAUUUUCUCGUGGUCUUGUUCGCAGUACUGUCGAUGUGCUUUUGGGUGUAUUGCUGUAAUCAGUAUAAUGUUUCCACAAUGCACUGUAUGUGAUUACUUCCAGCAUUCAGGUUUACAGUCAGUGGUGGUCCGUAAUGUGCAUGGUGGAGCAAUGCAAGGCACUCCUAUGUUUUUUAUUUGUUAGCGUGCAACGGACGUCUAUAGCUGCUCUCCCAGACACGAGAACCUCGACCAUAAUACUGUACUCUGUAUAUCUCUCUGUACCAGCUGUACAUAGUACUGUAUAAUAUAAGAGAUUAAAGCCCAUAGAUUGCUCUUCCUAUCAUCCACACAAAGUAUAGGUUCUAUUUGUCCAACACUCCUUCCACUAAUACCCCCUUCCUUCUCCUCGUCUUUCUCCUUCUUUUUACAAAACAGGAUUUGAGAUAUCUUUUAGAACAUUUUACUGCUCUUUGGGCACAGAACUAUCAACUCCCCAUCCCUACCCUCUGCACACACAAACACACACACACACACACACACACACACACACACACACACACACACACACACACACACACACACACACACACACACACACACACACAUGUGGGCGCAUGAGUUUGUGUACUGAUGUAUUUGUGUAUGUGGGUGCAUGAGUUUGUGUACUGACGUAUGUAUGUAUGCAGGCAUAUGCCUA
Portunus trituberculatus (swimming crab) is the source of this 2462-nucleotide messenger RNA. RefSeq lists its product as uncharacterized. The transcript has 2 exons. The record is from RefSeq and is a predicted model, not a curated record. Bases 2 to 1270 code for a protein of 422 amino acids. Lineage: Eukaryota; Metazoa; Arthropoda; Malacostraca; Decapoda; Portunidae.